UGUAUAUAUUUCAGAUAUGGAAGGAAAAUGAGGCGGAAUCCAUAUUUCUUCCUUUUGGUCUGUUUAGGGGUUGAGGUUGGGGCUCGUAAACAUCAUUUAAUAAUAGAAAAUGAUGUUCGUCAAAGUAUUCCUCUGUCAACUUUUGGAUUCUACCAAGGAGGGAAUCUUCAUGUGAAUCUAUCAGGGUUCCAUCCAACGGACGGGAACCAUUAUGAUCUGAAAGAACUUCUCAUCGGGUUCAGUAUUGAUCGAACCUUGUCGGACGGAUUGAACCCAUAUAUGGAGGAUCCAGACAGAGAAUGCAUUCUCUCAAGGAAUAUUCAAGAACGGGAUACAGCAGGGAUUAUCAGGUUUCAGCUGAAUUUUAACACAAUGAUGACUGAGAUAAGAUGUAGUAAAAACGUUCAGAGUAUUGCUGUCACCAAGGAUAUUGCUAAACGAGAGGAUCAGGAUAAUCUUUCAGAUCAGAACAUAUUUCCAGUACACAGGAAUGGUCCCCGAAGAAAGCGGAAUAUGAAGGAUCCUGAUAUAGAACAUUUCUUUGAAUCCCCGCUGGACAAAGAAAUUGCUGAAGCCAACAGUGAUAUCGACAAGAACAAGACUGCUGGUGUGGGGAAUUUGAAAGGCCUGUAUGCUAAGAGUGAACUACUUACAGAGAAGCUGGAGGGUAAAGCUGACCCAAAACUAGAAGACAGUCUAGGUUUGAAGGAGAAGGUUGAUACUAAAGAUGAUUCGAAAGAUGACACUCAAUCAUCGGAGAACGAUGUAGAACAACCCGUUGAAACUAAGAGUGUUCCAUCCCAGUCCAGUCCCGAUGAUGCAUGUAGUAACUACCAGAUACCAAUCAAUCUUUCACCAUCAGGAUACCAAACCUCCUUCCAAAUAUUCAUCUCCGAUCCAUCCCAGGAGGGAUUAUACUCCAUGUUUUUCCACAACUGUCACCAGUCAGAGAUGAUCCCAGUCGACUUCGACAUCAAGAUGGAGGAGAAGAAUAUCGGCGACAAUUAUUUAUCGGCCGGAGAGAUGCCGCUCCCAGCACUCUAUCAAAUGCUGAGUAUUUUGUUCCUGUUGACCGGGGUUUUCUGGGUCUUCAUCCUCAAGAAGAACGGUACAGAACAAGUUUUCAGGUAUUUAAUUCGUGUUAAACUUUAA
This is a messenger RNA of Eurytemora carolleeae, 1152 nucleotides long. Its product is annotated as protein GPR107. Gene Ontology annotation, biological process: transport. The transcript has 11 exons. Gene Ontology annotation, cellular component: membrane; Golgi apparatus. The record is from RefSeq and is a predicted model, not a curated record. Bases 28 to 1152 code for a protein of 374 amino acids. NCBI's taxonomy places the organism in Eukaryota, Metazoa, Arthropoda, Copepoda, Calanoida, Temoridae.